AUGGCCUCCUCUCUGGCCUCCUCUGUGUCUUCCCUCCAAUCGUCGCUGCAGCUCCUGGAUAACUCCAUCACCACCCUCGAUGAAGGUGUGAACGAUUUUCCCCGCUUAUGCAAAGUUCUCCAAACCACGCGACACUUUGAGCUCCUUCCAGAACCAACUCUACGCGAAGCGCAGCAAUCCCUCCUAGAUGAAAUCACACCCAGCAUCGCCCACCUCCUCUCCCUUGCCUCGAACCACGUUGAGAAGCUAGCCCGUCGCGAACAAGGCUUGAAAGCAAAAUGUGAUCUUCAAGAAGGGCGUCUAUCCUCGAACUCGGAAAACCGACCGUCAGCAAACCGAUCCCAAUCCCAAAGCAGCGCGGCAAUGCGGGGUCGUCUGACAGGGUCGGCUGGAAACGCGGCAUCCAAGGCGGCGGAGCUGCGACGGCUGGUCCAGAAAAAGGAGCGACUCAAGUAUGUUGUCGAUCGGUUGGAGUUGCAGAGUACCCAACGAGAGAGACAGUUGAGGAAGAGUAUGGCUGCGCAGUGA
Penicillium verhagenii is the source of this 528-nucleotide messenger RNA. Its product is annotated as DASH complex subunit SPC19. Gene Ontology annotation, biological process: attachment of spindle microtubules to kinetochore. The record is from RefSeq and is a predicted model, not a curated record. The coding region runs from base 1 to 528 and encodes 175 amino acids. The transcript is spliced from 2 exons. Lineage: Eukaryota; Fungi; Ascomycota; Eurotiomycetes; Eurotiales; Aspergillaceae. Gene Ontology annotation, cellular component: DASH complex; spindle microtubule.